GCUGCACUUCUUUUCCUUGUGCCACACAGCAGAAGCCUCCUGCUCUCCCUCCUCACAUGUCCAUGCACCUCCGCGCCGGCAGCCUCAUGCCAGGCUCACCCUGUCGCCUUUCCCUUCCUCGAACAGGCGCUUUUCUUUGUGUUUCGUCCCCUGUGUGUUACUAGUCGGCGAGGAGACGAUUUGUUGCAGGAGUGGGGUUGGCAAGUGCUUUGCAGAGGGGUAAGAUCCUGGAGCAGACAGGAGCCAGUCGGUGUGUUAGUGCUGGAGACUGCGGCUGCACAAGAUGCUGAGCCCGGCAAACGGAGAGCACAUUCACAUGGUGAACUAUGUGGUGGAUUAUCUGGACUCCAUCGAGUCUCUGCCUUUCGACCUGCAAAGAAAUGUCUCUCUCAUGAGAGAAAUCGACGCCAAAUACCAAGACAUCCUAAAAGAAUUGGAUGAGUAUUAUGAAAAAUUGAAGCGUGAAUCUGAUGCAAUCCAAAAAAAGCGACUUUUGCAGUUUAUCCAGCGAGCUCUUAUUCGUAGUCAAGAACUUGGCGAUGACAAAAUCCAGAUAGUGAGCCAAAUGGUGGAGUUGGUUGAGAACAAGACCAGGCAAAUAGACAGCCAUGUGGAACUGUUUGAGACUUGCCAGGAUUUAAAUGACAGUACAAGCAACAGCAGCAAAAACAACCAGGAAAAAUCCAAAAAUGAGGCCAUUGCCCAGACUGAAAAGACCAGCAAUAAAAGAUCCAGGAGACAGCGGAACAAUGAAAAUAGGGAAAAUUCAACGAUCAACCAUGACCACGAUGACCUCACUUCAGGAACGCCCAAGGAAAAAAAGACAAAACCAUCUAAGAAGAAAAAGAGAUCCAAAGCCAAAGCUGAACGAGAGGCCUCCCCUGCUGAUCUUCCAAUCGAUCCCAAUGAACCCACAUACUGUCUGUGCAAUCAAGUUUCUUACGGAGAAAUGAUUGGCUGUGAUAAUGAAGAAUGCCCCAUCGAGUGGUUUCACUUUUCUUGUGUUGGACUCAAUCACAAACCAAAAGGAAAAUGGUACUGUCCUGAAUGUAGAGGAGAGAAUGAGAAAACCAUGGGGAAAGCACUUGAGAAAUCUAAAAAAGAAAGGACAUAUAACAGGUAGUUCACAAAAAAAGACUGUAUUUAGGAAAGGGAGUAAGGCAAAGAAUUAUAUUUAUUGUCCUUAGCACCUUGUGAAGGUUAAAGGAUUGCAAAUGGUAUAUUUUUAUUUUAAGGAAAGGGGCAACCCAUUUCUGUGGACAGCAAUAACAUUACCCUUCUGUUGAAGAGCUCCCAGAAGGAAAGAUUUCAUGAGCCAAAUUACCACAGUGGCCUGUAAGAGACAUGCUCUCGGCCUUUAUAUAUGGAAAUAGUUCAUACAACAACUGUGUGGCAUGAUGGGUUAUAUUAGAACUCUAAAAAACAAACAUGCAAAGUACUGUGUCGUCCAUUUAUUUUACAUAUGUAGUGAGUUGGUAUUAAUAUGCGUGUGUAUGCCAUAGCAAAAGGACUAACUGUUUGUUGGGUUUUAUUAUCACUUGUCCUUUGUCAUUUCAUUAUACUGUGGGUUUAUGGAACUGAUCUAGAACUGGAAAGAACAAUGUUCUUUGUAAAAUAUAAUGCUGGAUAGUCCAACAGUGGAAGUAGCUUAAAUAUAAGAGGGUUUAUAUUAAACAGCAAUGCCAUGGUUACAAUUUACAUGGUACACCUUUUAUACUGAACACUGGUCUGUUAUCCAGAAAAGGCCAUUUUAAAAUAAUUGAUUGAAUUUUUUUAUUGAACCACACAGUGGUUUCACACAGAUCAAGCUUUAUACUGACUGGUAAUGGGGAAGCAAUCCUUCUUUGUAUAAAUGUACAUUUUAAAUGGAAUUGCACUUGAUGUAUUAUAACUGGAAAUGCAGCCAAAUGCCAUGGUGUAACCAAUGUGCAUUUUCCUUCGGUAUGUGUGAAGAUUGUACAGCUGUGAUAAUGAAAAUAAAUGACAGAUAUAUG
Xenopus laevis (African clawed frog) is the source of this 1994-nucleotide messenger RNA. It is a transcript of the gene ing1.S, whose product is annotated as inhibitor of growth family member 1 S homeolog. The record is from RefSeq and is marked provisional. NCBI's taxonomy places the organism in Eukaryota, Metazoa, Chordata, Amphibia, Anura, Pipidae. Gene Ontology annotation, cellular component: nucleus. Gene Ontology annotation, biological process: regulation of DNA-templated transcription; positive regulation of DNA-templated transcription.